Messenger RNA from Myxocyprinus asiaticus (Chinese sucker), 1966 nucleotides. Its product is annotated as CCN family member 1-like. Gene Ontology annotation, molecular function: protein binding. The record is from RefSeq and is a predicted model, not a curated record. Gene Ontology annotation, biological process: signal transduction. The coding region runs from base 145 to 1251 and encodes 368 amino acids. Gene Ontology annotation, cellular component: extracellular region. The transcript has 5 exons. Lineage: Eukaryota; Metazoa; Chordata; Actinopteri; Cypriniformes; Catostomidae.
GCGUCUUCACUCUCAGAGCGCGGCGAAAACAAACCGAGAACGCGACGCAUCUGCGGGGAGUGAGCGGACAAACGUGCAAAACGAGGACUUACACCGAGGAAUUGUUCGUUUAAUACAAGACACAUCUACAGAGAGAAAGCAAACAUGUUUGCUUGGGCUGCUGUCGUCAUCUUUGUUGCACCCUUUAAUGUGGUUUUCUCCAGUUGCCCGGCGACAUGCUCGUGCCCGCUAGAGCUGCCCAAGUGCAUGCCUGGAGUCAGUCUGGUAUCGGAUGGCUGCGGCUGCUGCAAAGUUUGUGCGAGACAGCUGAACGAAGACUGCAGCAAGACAGAGCCAUGCGAUCACACCAAAGGGCUGGAGUGCAACUUCGGGGCCAGCCAUGGGGCCACUAGAGGCAUCUGCCGAGCCAAAUCCGAGGGCAGACCAUGCGAGUACAACAGCAGGAUCUAUCAGAAUGGAGAGAGUUUCCAACCCAACUGCAAGCAUCAGUGCACGUGCAUCGAUGGGGCGGUGGGGUGCAAUCCUUUGUGCCCACAAGAGCUCUCCCUGCCCACACUGGGCUGUGCCAACCCCAGACUGGUCAAAGUGCCGGGCCAGUGCUGCGAGGAAUGGAUUUGCGAUGAUGGAAAGCAAAAGGAGCCAUCCGACAAGCUGUUUGGCAACGAACCAAUAGUUGAUGAUUUCGAAAGCGACCUCACCAACAAGAACGAGCUCAUCUCCAUCAUCAAGGAUGGACUCAAAUCUCUACCUGCGUUCCGAUCGCAGCCAGAAUCCCGCAGGUUCGAGAAGUGUUUAAUCCAGACUACACCCUGGUCUCAAUGCUCCAAGACCUGUGGCACUGGAAUCUCCACUAGAAUAACCAGUGACAACAGUGACUGCAAACUGGUGAAGGAGAGCAGGAUCUGUGAAGUCCGUCCAUGCAGUCAGUCACUACACGCUAGCCUGAAGAAAGGAAAGAAAUGCAACCGUACCAAGAAGUCCAUGCAGCCUGUGAAGUUCACCUACACCGGAUGCUCCAGCCUGAAAAAGUACCGUCCCAAGUACUGCGGCUCCUGCGUGGACGGCCGCUGCUGCAGUCCGCAGCAAACGCGCACCAUCCGCGUCAAGUUCCGCUGCGAAGACGGAGAGACCUUCAACAAGAACGUCAUGAUGAUCGAGUCCUGCAAGUGCACCUAUAAUUGCUCCCAAGGCAACAGCGCCUCCUACCCUUUCUACAGACUCUUCAAUGACAUCCACAAGUUCAGAGACUGAGCGGCAGGGAAUCCCACCUCGACCCUUCCAUGACCGGGGCCGCGUCAUGAGUGAUGUCACGACAGCCAAUCGCAGCCCGGCUUCAAUAUCAGGGGGUCCACCUGCCACCCACUCAACUAACAUCUCCUGUUGUAACUAGAUUCCCACGGAAUUACGGACUUACAUUACAGGGACUUUGAAGUGCACUGUUUGCUGAGACCGCGUCAGCGUUUCGAACGGCUCGCUCCACACUGGAGCAAUACGAUUUAUAGCUUCGUUACGGAGCAACCUGUAAAGAUGAAAUGAACUGUACAAUGUAGUUGUUAAUUUUAAAUUUGUGAUGUAUAUUUUGAUGUCUAAAUACAAUGAUCCAACCGGUAGACUUGUAUGUGUGUAUAUUCCAAUUUGUAGAUAUACACAUGUGUAAUUUAACGAACCUGUUCAAGUAAACGACGCCAGGUUGAGUUUGUCCAACUAGCCCACGGUAACUCUCCCCUCGUAAAGUGGGUGAUCGCAUCCUUGUUGUUUGGCAGCUAUAGAAAACCAAUUCCACAACAUGAAUAACAACUUAAUGAGUUGACUUAAACAUUGAAUGAAUGUUUUAUUAUUGUUAUUAAUAUUAUUUAUCUUGAAUUGUAGCUCUUUUAUUUGAAUGUUGUCAUCCUGGAAUAAAGUGUAAAAAUUAUCUAUGAUCUAAUUUUAUGUUACAAAUAAAAAGAUUUAUUUAUGAAUUGAA